AUGAGCCAGACACUCCUGAUGGGGAAGAGAGCCAAUAUGCUCCCAGAGAUCACCACAGCUGUGGGGUUCCUCUCCAACUUGUUGAGGACCUGGGGCUGUGUAAACAAACAGAAGCUACACGUUUUCAGCAGGGUCCUUCAAGAGGCACUCACAGAACACUAUAAACACCACUGGUUCCCAGAAAAGCCAUUGAAAGGUUCAGGCUACCACUGCAUCCUAAUUAACAACAAGAUGGACCCCAUCAUCAGCAAGGUAGCCAGGCAAAGUGGACUCAGCCUGCCUCAGCUGUACCACCUGCUGCCCAGCGAGUUGAUCCUUUGGGUGGACCCCUAUGAAGUAUCUUACCGAAUUGGGGAAGAUGGAUUAAUUUGUGUCCUCUACAAGGCAGGACCCACUCCAUCUUCUUAUGGACUUCUCACUCCAUGA
Molecule: messenger RNA, 426 nt
Organism: Gracilinanus agilis (Agile Gracile Mouse Opossum)
Lineage: Eukaryota; Metazoa; Chordata; Mammalia; Didelphimorphia; Didelphidae
Product: protein BTG2-like
Exons: 1
Coding region: 1-426 (141 amino acids)
Biological process (GO): negative regulation of mitotic cell cycle; negative regulation of cell population proliferation
Cellular component (GO): nucleus; cytoplasm
Source: RefSeq, a predicted model, not a curated record